GGUCUGUUCCCCCCCCUGGGGGGUAGUUCGUGUGUGGUGAGAGCAUCAGCCAAGACAGGUGCAGUCCAGGUGUCAUCCAGGUGUGCAGAGAUCUGCCAUGAUGAUGGCCAUGAUGAUGAUGAAGGCCAUGAUGAUGAUGACAAAGAUGAUGAUCACAUCUGCAAGACUUUUUAGAAGACUCGAUAUAGACACUGUCAGUGUGACGACAGGUGUGCCCGACAUGUGGCGCAUUGUUUCCAGCCUGCCUCCCUUCGUGCAGUUUGAAAGUGGGGCUCCUGUAAUGCUGGAGGGGGACCUGGUCAAAAUGUCCUGUCCACCCCUUCUCCCUGUGAAUAAUUAUGUCUGGAGCUACCUGAACCGGUCCUCGGGUGUGGUGAGAGAGAUUGGAUACGACCAGAGGCUUCCCCCAAGGAUCGCCACGAUGGGGGACUCUGGACAGUACAGCUGCACAGCUAUUUUCUUAACUGGAGCAGUGGCACAGUUUCACACUGAACUGACUGUGCUUGAGCGGCUUCUCUCACCCUCGGUGGUGGUCAGCUCCCAGGGCUCCGUGGUAUUAGAGGGGAGUGGCCUCGUCACCUUGAAGUGCGUGCCCACCUCUGGCCCCUCCCUCAUCACCUGGAGCUGGAACAAGCUGGGAGGGGCGGAGCCUCAGAAGGUGGGGGCGGAGCAGACGCUGACUCUGAGAAGGAUAGGGGACAGUGGGGUCUAUGAGUGCCAGGCUCGCACUUCCACCCUGAACCUCACUCAAGUAAACAGCAGCCUGCCUCACCAGGUGAACAUCAUCCCCUCACCAGUGGGUCUCCCAGUUGGCAUGGCUGCCCUGGCCCUGGGCCUCCUCUGCCUGUUCCUCCUGCUCCUGCUGGGCGUCUGGGUCUUCUUGCACAGAGGGACCAAGCCCAUGGCUCUCGACAAGCUGUCCCACGACCCCCCACCCAGAGUCUCUCAUUGUUCAGGAUUGCCCGGACCAGGAAUGGAAUUGAAGGACAGCUCCCGACCGACUGAGAGCGAGGUUUACAUGAACUGCAAGACCGCAGGGGAGGCCUACACCGACCUGAACCACUACGACAUGUCUGAGGAGAACACCUACGACUGCCUGUCCUGACGGAAAACCACAUUGCGUUAGCUUGCAUUAAGUUAGCCUGCAUUAUAUUAGCCUUGAUUGCAUUAGCCUGUAUUAUGUUAGCUUGCAUUGCAUAAGCCUGCAUUGCGGUAGAUUGCAUGGCAUUAGCCUACAUUACAUUAGCCUGCAUUGUGUUAGCUUGAAUUGCAUUAGCCUGCAUUACGCUAGCUUGCAUUGCAUUAGCCUGCAUUACAUUAACCGACAUACAUUAGCCUGCGUUACAUUAGCCGACAUUGCGCUAGCCUUCAUUACAUUAGCCGACAUUACAUUAGCCUUCAUUACGUUAGCCAGCAUUACAUUAGCCUUCAUUACGUUAGCCAGCAUUACAUUAGCCGACAUUACAUUAGCCUUCAUUACGUUAGCCAGCAUUACAUUAGCCGACAUUACAUUAUCCUGCAUUACGUUAGCGUGCAUCACAUUAGCCUGCAAUACAUUGCUGAGGUCACUCCCCUGGCUACCGGUCAUCGCCAGGAUCAGGUUCAAAGUCCUGACCCUCGCCUACACUGCAGCCAACAGGACAGCCCCCGCCUACCUACAGGACAUACUUCAGCCCUACACGCCGGCUCAACCACACCGCUCUGCUGCAGCAGGUUGACUUGCACCCCUUGUCAUCCGGGUAAACGGAUCUCACUCGUCCCUACCACGGAGCUUCUCCACCCUGGCUCCCCAGUGGUGGAACGAACUCCCUGUUCCUCUACGAACCACUUGGUCACUGCCCAUCUUCUGCCGUGGUAUGAAGACUCAUCUCUUCAGACUAUACCUGGCCAAACUAUCACCACUCUGCAGGGCACUCCCAAUUUAGGAUCACUCUUAGCACUUGUAUCCUUCUAUCAUGAUCCUCUACCACUUUCAUUUGUAUCUCAUCCAGUGCUUAUCCACUUGUAUCUUUAUCUUGUUGGUCUGUCAUAUCUUGUCGACAUGCCUCCUAGUUUGACUUACCAUAACUGUCUGACCUAGGCUAUGUGUACUGUGUGAACUGGACUUAAUGUGUUCCUGACUAUGGAUUACUUUUAUGUAAUGAGUAUUGUAUCUAUCGGACCUGCAUUAUGUACUUGUUCCAAUGACCUUCGGUAUACACUUAUUGUACGUUGCUUUGGAUAAAAGCAUUUGCCAAAUAAAUAUGAUGUAAUGUGAUGGAAGCAGGGAUACCACCUACUACUACUGCUGAAAACUGCCACUGAUCACACAAAAGAUGUUUGUUGUCCAAUCUGGCAAUCCUGGGAGAGGUUGUGGAGGUUGCCAGGUCUCAAACACCCUGCCUGCAUUGCCACAUUUAGGUUUCUCACUGAAUGCUGUCAAAAUGCCAGCAUUACGUAAUAAACCACUUAAGGGAAAAACACAA
Anguilla rostrata (American eel) is the source of this 2465-nucleotide messenger RNA. RefSeq lists its product as uncharacterized. Bases 98 to 1105 code for a protein of 335 amino acids. Lineage: Eukaryota; Metazoa; Chordata; Actinopteri; Anguilliformes; Anguillidae. The transcript is spliced from 8 exons. The record is from RefSeq and is a predicted model, not a curated record.